Messenger RNA from Malassezia globosa CBS 7966, 5274 nucleotides. RefSeq lists its product as uncharacterized. Gene Ontology annotation, molecular function: protein binding; protein-macromolecule adaptor activity. The record is from RefSeq and is a predicted model, not a curated record. NCBI's taxonomy places the organism in Eukaryota, Fungi, Basidiomycota, Malasseziomycetes, Malasseziales, Malasseziaceae. The coding region runs from base 1 to 5274 and encodes 1757 amino acids. Gene Ontology annotation, cellular component: cytoplasm; TORC1 complex. Gene Ontology annotation, biological process: cellular response to amino acid stimulus; positive regulation of cell growth; TOR signaling. The transcript has a single exon.
AUGACGGACCCGGAGCAUGCGCCGGGACCGUUGACCAUGGAAAACGUGAAAAGGUUAGAGAGGGAGCAAGAGGCAGCGGCGUCAGAGGCGUGGGACGCCAACGUGAAUGCCAACGCGAACGCCAAUGUGUCAAGUGUGACUAUGGACACGGCUGACAUGCUUGGCGAAGGCCCGCGCCAUGGAGCUUUGCUUCAGGCUGAAGCUGAGGAUUGGGUGUUGCUUGAGUCUCCGUACAUGACGCAUUGGAAUAAUAAGCGACACAAUACGAAUGGGAUUCCGCGUGCACGACGAGCAUCAGAUAUGCCGGACUGGCGCAUGCGUGAGCGGUUGCGGACGGUGACGGCGGCGCUGGUGAUGUGCCUAAACAUUGGUGUGGAUCCGCCGGAUGUAAGCAAGACAAACCCAUGCUCAAAGCUCAUCUGCUGGAUGGAUCCCGAGUCUCUGGACGCGUCGAAAGCGCUCCCGGCGAUAGGACGCAACUUGCAGGUCCAGUUCGAGACGCUGAGUAUGAAGACGCGCUACAAGCAGUAUUUGGAUCCGAUUGUUGAAGAGACGAAGCGCUUUUGUACGAAUUUGCGGCGUACUGCGAAGGACGAGCGAGUGCUGUUUUACUAUAAUGGCUACGGGGUGCCGAAGCCGACGCCAGGCGGCGAGAUCUGGGUGUUUAACAAGGCGUACACGCAGUAUAUUCCUCUGACGCUGUACGACUUGCAGACAUGGCUCGGGCAGCCGUGCAUCUAUGUGUGGGAUACAAGCGCCGCGGGCCACAUUGUCGCGAACUUCCGGCGUCUUGCAGAAGCUCGUGCAGAAGAUGAAAUCAAGGCGGCGUUGGCCGAAGGACGUGAGCCGCCGCCGAUGCCUAGUCCAGAUGGUAUCACGAUUGAUGCGACAGGAGAGCCGCAGUUCCCACUGCGUGAUUCGAUCCAUCUCGCGGCAUGCGGCGCAGACGAAGUGCUGCCGAUGAAUCCGGAUCUCCCUGCGGACCUAUUUACUUGUUGCCUAACAUCGCCGAUUGAGAUCUCUCUUCGCUGGUUCGUGCUGCAGAAUCCGCUGCCGAGUCCACUGAAUGUCGACAUGGUGAUGAAUAUCCCAGGCCGGCUCCAGGACCGGCGCACGCCGUUGGGCGAGCUAAACUGGACACUCACUGCGGUCACUGACACCAUCGCUUGGACUGUGCUUCCACGAGCGCUCUUUCGUCGCUUCUUCCGCGACGAUCUCAUGGUCGCUGCGCUCCUGCGCAACUACUUGCUGGCAGAACGAAUCAUGCGGUUCUACCACUGCACGCCUGUGAGUCAUCCGCGACUGCCUCCGACGCACAAUCACCCGCUAUGGGACAGCUGGGACCUUGCUGUUGACCAGUGUCUUUCGCAGUUGCCGACUCUGCUGGCCAAGGAGCAAGCACGCGCGGAUGCCGAGAAUCUCGGCAUCCCUAUGCCGCCGCAUCUCGCCUCGUUCGAAUACCGGCACUCGACGUUCUUCAGCGAGCAGUUGAAAGCAUUUGAAGUGUGGCUUUCGCAGGGCGAUGUGAGCCGGCAUCCGCCGCGUCGACGAGUGCAGCGGCAUCCGGUCGUGCGGGUGAAUGGCAGCUCCAUGUCAGACGUGUCAACAUCGUUGUCGGCGACGUCGUCACUAGCAGCCAAAGCCGUAGCCUCAGCAGCGGCCUCGGCCACGGGAACGACCACAGUGGCUCCGUCGUCCGCGGUCCCGGACUUGGCGUCGUCGACCUCUGGGCUGGGAGUGGUAUCGAUGCAUCGACGUCAGAGCGCUGGCCCUGGCUCCAUGACGGGUGUAGCUUCCGGCACGGUUGAGGACUCAGACUCGGACACCGAUUCGGUCGCCGACGAUCCUGACGCGAAGGCGACCCUGAGCCGUGAACACGAUCCCCCAUCGCAACUACCCAUCGUUCUCCAGGUUCUUCUGUCGCAGGUGCAUCGCUUGCGAGCCCUGAUUCUUCUGAGCCAGUUCUUGGACCUGGGGCCCUGGGCUGUCAACCUGGCCCUGAGUAUUGGGAUUUUCCCGUAUGUGCUCAAGCUUCUGCAGAGUCCAGCUGCUGAUCUCAAGCCAGUACUGAUCUAUAUCUGGGCAAGGAUCCUGGCUGUCGAUCAUAGCUGUCAAGUCGACCUGCUCCGUGAUAAUGGCUACCUGUACUUUGCAGCGGUUUUAAGCCCGUUCCAGCCAGGGCAGAUGCCAGGCCACGGUGUAGCAGCGGUACCAACGACUGCCGUCCCCAGCACUGCCGCACCCGCGGUGGCGACCGAUGCCCAUCCCAUGGCACAUGCGCACGGUGGUGCGGCCGCUGGCUCUGUACCCAAUGUGGGUGGAGCAGGCGCAGGGCAGACGCUGCCGAUUCCGAAUGUAAGUGAGCACCGGGCAAUGUGCGCGUUUAUUCUCGCUGUCUUUUGCCAGGACUUUUCACUGGGUCAGGAUGCAUGUCUCGAAACUGACGUGAUGGACGCCUGCCUUGAGCAUUUGGAGGAUGACGAUUAUUUACUCCGCCAGUGGUCUGCACUGUGCCUGGCUCAGCUCUGGGACAACAAUGACGUGGGAAAGGCACGUGCGAUUGCCAAAGAUGCGCAUGGUAAGCUAUGCUGCCUGCUGAGCGAUGCGUCUCCUGAAGUUCGUGCGGCCAUUCUGUAUGCGCUGGGUGUGCUGCUCGGCACAAGUGGCGGUGCCUUGUGUGAUGCAUCGGAUGGGGCGACGUCGAGCGAUAGGCGGCGUGAGCGGGCGCGUGGCGCCGGCCGACCGCCGUGCAUAUGUACGGGGGCACUGACAGGUCUUACGCCCGCGCGGCAGCGGAACAUGGAAGUUGGCAUCGCGAUGGCCAUCCUUGCCUCAGGAAGCGACUGCAGUCCGUUGGUGCGCAAGGAGCUGGUCAUUGCUCUGAGUGCGCUCGUGCACCACUACCAUGGGUUCUUUGUGCUUGCAGCGUACCUAUGCUAUAUGCGCGAUACGGCUGUGUACGGUGAAGAAACACCGACGCAGCACGCAGCUGCUGCGCCGGCUGAUAUGAAUGCAGAUAUCGAGGAGCGCCUCACACAGGAAGAGCGGCUUCUUACCGGCAUUGUGAGGGGCAUCAUCCAGCAUGGUGAGUCCGUUGAGACGAGUGAUAUCGCGAAUGUGCCUGCAUUUGUCACUUUGUUUGUGGCUCUGCUGGACCUGAGUGUCGAUGCGCAUCCGGAAGUGGCUAAUCUGGCCAGCACUGUCGUUGACCAGAUCAUGGCGGCUCUCGUGGAGCAUGGCGCGUUAUAUGCGGACAAUUCGACCAUGCGUCAAAAGAGUCUUGAGCAACUAUCUCAGCCCCACAUCAUGCCGACGGCCGCAGAGCCCCUGUCUGCUGCUGCGAACCAUACUAGCUCGCUCGCAGGUGCCGCGGGGGCCUUGGGCGCUACUGCGACAAAGUCUCGUGGGUCUGUCUCCUCGCUCCCUAGUGGUAUGAAUACCCGGGCCAGUGCCAGUGCCAGUGCCAAUGCCAGUGCCACUGACAGUCGAGCGCGUCCAAAUGCCGCCUCGCAUGGUGUUGGGGUAGGAGCGGGUGUAGGAUCAGGAGCAGGCUAUGCCGCAGCUCCACCUGCAGCCGCCACGGUAGGACUGCCGGGCUAUCCAUCGGACCGUGGCUUUGUCGACCCAAGUGGUGACGAACCUGCAGGGCGCGGCUCGACGAUUGCGCGUACGAUCCGGGCAAUCUCAUCCAUUGCGGGGACACCCGCUCCCUCGCAUGCGCCGGCCAAAGUGGCGCCUGUCUUGACGAGUGUCGCGGCACCUACGCGAGCGGCAGCGGCCUCGGCUGAUGGUACACCCAUCGCGACGUACAAGGCGCCCUACGGCGGUGGCAGUCAGCAGCCUGUGUGCAUGACAAGCCAGGAUUCAUUUAGUGCGGGCAUGCCGACAGCACGUUCGCGACGCGAAGUCCACAUUGAAGAUGCGUUAGCCGAGUGCAUUGCCGCUGAUUUACACCGUCUCAGUGUGCGUGGUCGCGACGACACGCCGCCCACCACCUGGCUUGGCCGUGUGCAGGAGCAGCUGCCGCUCAAGAGUCGCCUGUUCGAGUGGUGCAGCGAGUACUACACAGAGCCGCAGAUGAAGUCUGCCGAGGCCGAUGAGCCAGGCAGCUCGCAGUACAACCGGCAGAUGUGGCGCAGGCAACGGUGUGAGCAGCACAUGGCCGAGGCGAUGGAGCAGGUCGGCGAUGCGGGCUCGGUGCGAUGGAGCGAACGCGUGGGCAUGCUCACUAUGCCAUCGGCUGUGCAGAUGCUGUGCUUCCACGAGUACGAUCCACAUGUCGUGAGUGUGACGGACCAGGACACACUAUGUGUGUGGGACUGGCAGGAACAGCGCCUCCUUUCGUCGUUCUGCAAUGGCCACCGGCCACACGGGCCUGUCACGUCGCUCGCGUUCAUCAACGAAGAAGUGGAUGCGUUGCUCCUGACCGGUGCUGCGGAUGGGCACGUCCACAUCUACCGGCAAUAUGCGCGUGGCUGCGGCUCCAAACACGGGCCCGAGCUUGUGAGUGCAUUCCGUGUGCUGCCGGAUCUCCUUCGCAGUCGCUACCCCAGUGGUGUGAGAGUCACAUGGCAGCAGGUCAGCGGCCGUCUGCUGGCAGGCGGUGACAGUCGUCUUGUGCGACUAUGGGACGCUCAUCGCGAGCUUUGUAUAUCGGAUGUGCCGACACACGUAAACUCGUGUGCCACGUCGCUGACGAGCGACACCGACAUAGGCCAUCUGUUCAUGGCCGGCUUUGGCGACGGCUCCAUCGGCGUAUACGACCAGCGCAAUCCACCCACAUCCAGCCUUGUGCAGCUGUGGGAAGAACACAAUGCGUGGGUGCAGACUGUGCAUCUGCAAAGGCAUGGCGCUCGCGAGCUUGUGUCAGCCAGUGUUGAUGGCCAGGUCCGCGUGUGGGACAUCCGAGCGAGAUCAUCUGUGCUCCAGUGCUCAGCUGCUUGGGACCACGCGUCUACGCUUUCUGACAUGGCCGUGCACGACCGCAUUCCCGUGCUCGCUGCCACGAGCUCGCCGCGUCCUGGCGGCUCGUCGCAUAUCCACACUACCCAGAUGUACAGCCUCGCUGACCUCUCGCCCUUGGGACGCCCGUAUCAGCGUCCUUUGCAGGCUCCCUCGCUACUCUCGAGUGGUCCUGCUCGGUCUCUGCGCGAUCGAUUCACUCCGCCAUCGCGCUACUCGCCCAGCACGAGCAUCGUCGCUUUCCAUCCACACCAUCCUGUCCUGGCGUUUGGUGGACCUGAUCAUCUAGUGGAGAUCUUCCGCUACGUAUAG